Molecule: messenger RNA, 2780 nt
Organism: Penaeus vannamei (Pacific white shrimp)
Lineage: Eukaryota; Metazoa; Arthropoda; Malacostraca; Decapoda; Penaeidae
Source: RefSeq, a predicted model, not a curated record
AUGACCCUAACCGCUACUAAGGCUCCUUUUGAUUUAGAAUUUGAAGCUUCUGACGAACCUUCUGACUUCAAGGAGGUCAGCGUCUGCUACAGGGCGAAGCCGUCGACGCUCACGAGUUACGAGACUCACAUAUCUUUUGCGAGAUCCGACCAGCUAAACGACGUCCUCCAUUUAUAUCGACGAGGCGAGCACCAUGGUUUUUAUUUCAAUGGCGUCCGGCAGUUUGGUUUCCCAAAUCUGACGAGUCCUGUGAACCUGCACCAGUGGACGCAUUACUGCCACAUCUUCGACAACGGGAUGUACGUGGCCUUCGUCGAUGGGGAGGAGAAGGCCCGGGGUGCCAUAGCUACCAAGGAGGUCUCCCUGAAUCUGCGGGGCAUGCUGACGCUGGGGCAGGAGCAGGAUUCGCUCGCCGGGAAUUACGACGUCGAUCAGGCCUUUCGGGGUCACAUUGCGCAGGUCAACAUCUGGAGCAGGAUCGUGCGCCAAGAGGAGGUGAGGCAUCAAGCUUCCUGCAUGGAAUUCGCCCCGGGAGACAUAUUCUCGUCUGACAGGGAUGCGGUGAACGUGGCUGGAGUCAGCGUUGAAGAAAUACCCAUCAGCGACCUGUGUCUGACGACGAGGGAGUUCGUCAUCUUCCCCGAGGCGCAGUACAUGGCGCCGUCGCGGCGGGCGUGCCACAGGGUCGGGUACCAGGUCUACAGCCCAGACUCGAGAGAAGAGAACACCGUGCUGCAUCUCGAGUCCCUGGAAUUCGCUGAGGAAUGCCUGUCCAACUACCACCUGUGGAUCGGUGUAACGGACGAGGCGGAGGAAGGCGUGUGGAGGAAGUUCACCACCAACGAGGUCGUUGGGGAAACCGUCUUCGAGCUCUUCGAACCGAACGGCGCUGAAGGCGAAAACUGCAUCCUUAUGUUCCUCCCGAACGGACUGUGGGUGGAUACCUCGUGCUCGAUCCAGUGGCCGGCCUGCGUCCCCUGCGAGGUGGAUCGCUCGUCGCCUCUUCGCCUGCGGGGAUUCUGUUACAAGAACGAAGCCGAAACGUUUUAUGAGGUUCUCGGCUAUAGAGGGAGGAAGCCCUACAUGCAUGGAUAUUUUGGAAUCAUGAUAUUUCGAAACGAUUCCGGCGUGUGGCAAAUGUACGACACGACUACCGACGAGAACGUGGCGUACCUGAAGGUCCCUUCCAUAAGCUCCUACCCAAUAGGCGUCCACACGUGGACUCUGCAACGAUCCAUGUGCGAGCAUUUGGUUGGUUCGAAAAUACAGCUGAGCCUCUCCAUAUGCAACAGUUCAGAGUUCACCUGCGGAAAUGGCGACUGCAUUCCGCGAGAGAAGCGCUGCAACACGCAAAACGACUGCGUGGACUUCACCGACGAAGACAACUGCGAAAUGAUAGUCCUGCCGAGGGGCUACCGCUCCAACCGGCCUCCGGAGAGCGCAAUACCGGGCAAACCCAUGCACGUGGGCGCGGUUGUGCACAUCCUGCGCUUCGUGGAGGUCAACGACGUGGGCGGAGUCCUCGACAUGGAGAUCCUGGUGGAGCUGAUAUGGCAGGACUCUCGCGUCACCUACCUCAACCUCGGAGACACGCUCGAGUGGAACAGGCUGUCGCAGGCCGAGUCGUCGCUCAUCUGGAGACCCAAGUUCAAGUUCCCGAACAUCCAGAACGGGAACGUCAAGAUCCUGGACGAGGAAUUGUUCCUCAAAAAGAUUGGCAUCCCGCAGUCUCCGGAUUUCAAUGACGUCAGAAUGGAAACUGUAUACGCCGGUAACGCAGCUUACGUGAUUCAGCAACAGCAUUAUAGCGGAAGUUUUGCUUGUUUCUUCGACGUGUUCUUCUACCCCUUCGACACGCAGACUUGUUUCAUUUCCAUCCAGCUGGCCGCCAUCAGGAAGGAGGUGGUGAGCUUCUCUGAAGAGGAGGCAAAGGUGGAAUAUUUGGAGAAAAAGGUCCUGCCCAGUUUCGUCGUCACCCAAUACAAAGCGGAGGUUACAGACGGCGGCAACAACGAGACACGCUAUAGUGUACUUAAGGUGGAGUUCAUGCUGGCGAGGCGGUGGACGGUGAUAGUCCUGGGGGUGUUCGUCCCAACUUCGAUGCUGCUUAUCAUCGGCUACACUACUCUCUUCGUCAACCUCUCAUUGCUCGAUGUCCGCCUGGCCGUGAGCCUCACCACCCUCCUCGUGCUCUACACCCUCUUCAACAGCACCUCCGAUUCGCUCCCCGUCACCGCCUACGUCAAGAUGAUCGACGUGUGGUUCUUCUACUGCAUCUUCCUCCUGUUCUUCAUCAUCGUGACCCACGUGGUGUCCGAGCACCUGCAGAACCGACGGCGGGUCCUCGACGUGCACCCGGCGCUGCAGGCCAAGCUGCCCAAGAACAGGGGGUCGCCCGUGUCCAUCUCGUCCACGGCCAUCACCACCGGCCGCAGUCCCGAACGGCUGCUCGUCGUGGUCCGCUUCUACAUCAUCCCUGCCAUCGUCUUCGUGUUCAACCUGAUGUACUGGGCAAUUCUGCUCGGACGCUUUGAGGUCUUUAAUCAGUAACGAGCAAUGCCAAGCUGUACAUCCAUAAUAAUCUCUCUUCUACAACUGUCGUUCCAUCGAUUUUUGGCGAUUUCUUUCUUUCGCAAAUCCGAGGACCUUUCUUUCUCUCUGUGUUCGAGGCGAAACAACGACAAGUAAUCGCAAUUCAGAUUAUAUGGAUUCACAAUUACAUUAAUUCACUUAUCUAGCAUUAGAACAUUCAACAUCUGGGUAAAAUAAGAAUUUUUAUA